Molecule: messenger RNA, 1104 nt
Organism: Staurois parvus
Lineage: Eukaryota; Metazoa; Chordata; Amphibia; Anura; Ranidae
Source: the annotation of a GenBank genome assembly
AGCUUCACAAAAAUCAGUAAACUGGAAAUUUGGAGCAGAUGAAGAAGUCUGGGUCUGGGUCAUGGGUGAACAUUCAUCGGACAAACCGUAUGAUGUUAUCUGUGAUGAGAUCAUUGCAGAACAAGCACGCAAGCAAGCAGAAAAAGAAGCAGCGGAAUGGAGGAAAGGACAAGUGCAAAAUGUAUGCCAACUAACAGAGUCCCUGACACUGCACACACAGAAAGAAAGAGGCGAGACGUGGAAGGAAAAUACUGAAAACAAGAUUACACCCAAAGAAGAAACAAAAAUAGUAGAAGAAAUUAAAAAGAAUGAAGAGAAUGAGAAAAAAUCUGCCGUAAUGAAGUCACAAAAAAAUGAAAAAGAAAAAUUAGAGGAACGUACUAUGGAAAUUUACAUGAAUUGGAAAGAAGCUCAGGAGGUCAAGCAAAAGAUGGAAAAAGAAGAUUCUGAGUGGCAAGAAACAUUAAGAAAAUCAAAAGCAGCUGAUGAGAGACGUAGGUCUAUGGCUAAACAGGCCAGGGAUGACUACAAGAGGCUGUCAAUGCAGGCCAUUGAGAGAGGAAGUGUGGCUAACAGGGCCAAAAAUUUUGGAGGAGAAUUUAAACGGCCACCUUUACCACCAAAACCAAGCAACUGUGGGAUAAACAGGACUGAAAGAAGGCACUGUGUAAGAAAGAUUAAAUUCUAGCUGCACACAUGAAAAUAUCAUCAAAUGGUUUUAAAGAGGAGCAACUUCCUUUACAUUCUGGAUGGGACAGAUCUGGAACCAGCAUUGCACCUUGGUUUCACGGCAUCAUCUCAAGGCUAGAAUCAGAAGACCUUUUAAAAGGCCGGUCAGCAGGAACCUUUCUUCUUCGUGUCAGUGAGAAGAUCCAAGGCUAUGUUCUCUCAUAUCGCCAUGAAGAUGGAUACAUGCAUUUUCUUAUAGAUGCUUCUGGCACCUCUUACAGCUUUUUGGGAGUGGAUCAACUACAGCAUGCAACUCUGGCUGACCUUGUAGAAUAUCACAAGAUUGAGCCCAUUACCUCACUGGGAAAAGAACUGCUAUUGUACCCAUGUGGUCAACGCAAGAACAGCUGUGACUAUACUGACCUCAUAUCAUAA